CUUCAAAGUGUUAAUAAAGAUGAUGGCUGAGCACAAUCCUCCAAAGGAAAACCACCUGGAAUCGAGCUCUACAAUUAAAUGGAUGCAAAAACGGUUUCAUAAAACUGCAAAAUCAAAGUAUUUAGGUGGAAAAGGGAAGGAAUAUACUGACAAAAAAAUCAUUCAGCAGUAUUAAAAGAUCAUAACAAUGGGAGUAAUGCCUUAGAGACAGAAGAGCCUGUCCUUAGCACAGGUCUCACUCCUGUUUCAUCAGCAGCUGGGCUGACUGCCUUUCCUUCAAUGCAUCGAAGGAAUAGCAAGAGUAUAGUCAGUCAAGCUAUUCUAGGGAGGUCUCCUGUAAAAAAUACUCAGGAAAUAAAAUUUGAUAAAGACCUUGAAAGCUUAAAGAAAAUCGAUGAACAAACUGCUGAUAAUAUCGUUGGAUAUUUUGACAAAUUUGUGAGGAGUACCAAGAUGCUUGACUGCGAAGAUGACAAUCAUAACUCAAGAAUCAGGAAAAAUUCACAAUUUCGAAAUACUAAGGAGAGUAGGAGAAGGUUCUUUCUGCAAGAGAAGAAACGUAUACGUGGAAGAAACAAAGAGGUACCUCGACUGAAGAAAAGAAUAGUUCAAAAUAGGAAAAAUUACACACAAACUCAGAAUAAUUCUCCCUAAUAUGAGGAAUCAGGGAUCUUUGAGCUGUUUAAAGCCAGGCUCUUGAGUAAAUUCGUUACAAUAUUCGUUGCUAAAUAAAGCUUAUAAGCAAAAAUAAAUUAAAGAAGGAUAAAUAUUGGGGAAUGGCAGCUGAUAAACAUGAAUUAAUUACCAAAGUUAAAACCCAAAUGGAGAAAAGAAGAUCUCUUAUGAAGCAAAAGAACUCUGUUAGUGUGCAUACUUUUGGCAAGCACCACAGUAGGAGUACAGGAAAGAUAGUAAAUAAAGCCCUUUUUAUCAAUAAAAAGAUGAUAAAAUUACAUGGGAAUAAACCGCAAAAUAAAGAUGCUAAGAAAACUAUUCAGCCGAUCUCAGCGAAAUAACAUAAUAUUU
Molecule: messenger RNA, 1026 nt
Organism: Moneuplotes crassus
Lineage: Eukaryota; Ciliophora; Spirotrichea; Euplotida; Euplotidae
Source: the annotation of a GenBank genome assembly